Messenger RNA from Rhinolophus ferrumequinum (greater horseshoe bat), 3680 nucleotides. It is a transcript of the gene HMG20A, whose product is annotated as high mobility group 20A. Gene Ontology annotation, cellular component: nucleus. The transcript has 10 exons. The record is from RefSeq and is a predicted model, not a curated record. Gene Ontology annotation, biological process: regulation of gene expression. Lineage: Eukaryota; Metazoa; Chordata; Mammalia; Chiroptera; Rhinolophidae. Bases 227 to 1360 code for a protein of 377 amino acids.
AGUCCUUCGCCGCUUUUGAACAAAAUAAUCCCUUCAUUUUUCGGAAGGUAUUGGGAAUAGUAUUUCAUUUUUCUCCUUACCGAAACAAUUUUAAAUGUUACUGCGAUGAGAGAAGUUGCCUAUGGGAAGAUAGUUAAACAAUUACGUAAAGAAAGAAGGAUAUCAUAAUAAAGUAUUGCGGAGGAAUUUUUUGUCAAGCUGCGAGACGACGGAGUGAGAAGAGUGAAUGCGAUUGAGAGGGGCUCAGAGAAUUGUCCUCUGUGCAGGGACUUUCUUUAGCCCCAGGCCCCUGCCUGCCCCUAUCGUCAGCAGAGAGAUGGAAACCUUGAUGACCAGUUCCACCCUGCCUCCCCUUUUUGCAGAUGAAGAUGGCUCCAAGGAGAGCAAUGAUCUGGCUACUGCCGGGCUUCCCCACCCUGAGGCUCCAUACGGUCGUGGACCCACAUCAUCCACCACCAAUUCAGAAUUUGUGGAGGAUCUCUCCCAAGGUCAGUUACUUCAGAGUGAGGCCUCAAACACAGCAGACGGCAGUGAACAGAGGCAUGAGGAUGAGCAAAGAAGUAAACGAGGAGGUUGGUCCAAAGGAAGAAAGAGGAAGAAACCUCUUCGAGACAGCAACGCACCCAAAUCCCCCCUUACAGGGUAUGUCCGGUUCAUGAAUGAACGUCGAGAACAGCUUCGAGCAAAGAGACCAGAAGUCCCGUUUCCAGAAAUCACUAGAAUGUUAGGCAAUGAAUGGAGUAAGCUCCCUCCUGAGGAAAAACAGCGCUACCUUGAUGAAGCAGACAGAGACAAAGAGCGUUACAUGAAGGAGCUGGAGCAGUACCAGAAGACAGAGGCCUACAAGGUCUUCAGUAGGAAAACUCAGGACCGGCAGAAAGGCAAAUCUCACAGGCAAGAUGCAACCAGACAGGCCACUCAUGAUCAUGAGAAAGAAACAGAGGUAAAGGAACGGGCUGUUUUUGACAUCCCUAUAUUUACAGAGGAAUUCCUGAACCACAGCAAAGCUCGCGAGGCAGAGCUCCGCCAGCUUCGCAAAUCCAACAUGGAGUUCGAGGAGCGGAAUGCAGCCUUGCAAAAGCACGUGGAGAGCAUGCGCACGGCGGUGGAGAAACUGGAGGUGGACGUGAUCCAGGAGCGCAGCCGCAACGCCGUCUUACAGCAGCACCUGGAGACCCUGCGGCAGGUGCUGACCAGCAGCUUCGCCAGCAUGCCCUUGCCCGGAAGUGGAGAGACACCCACAGUGGAGACCAUUGACUCAUAUAUGAACAGACUGCACAGUAUUAUUUUAGCAAAUCCCCAAGACAAUGAGAACUUCAUAGCUACAGUUCGAGAAGUUGUGAGCAGGCUCGAUCGUUAGGGAAUGGUCUUAGAGCUCCAAGAUUUCUGUAAGUGGUUGUACUUGUGAGGAAUGAGAAGCCAUCUGUGGAAAUUGGAACUGAGUGGAGGCAGAGAGAGAGCACAGAUGACUCUGCUUGUGAAAGAACCACCAGUUACGACUUACAUGCCUUCACCCCAGGAAGCCGUGAGGAAGCAGCAGAAGGACUGUGUGUGAACUUCCUGUGGAAUCGUCCUUGUGAAGCUUUGAAAGUGUGACCACUCUCCCAAGUCUUCAGUUUCCUGUCAUCUGCUUCUCUGUUAAGUGGCUCUGCAUAUAUUCUGCUGACUAGGUGGCGUUGAGACUGACAUCCGCAGCAAAAGGAGGUCUUCUCAUUGUUCCACUUCAGACGGGACCCUCUUACCAGUGGCGCUCUGCUUUUCUACCUACCUGUCACUUUUUAAUGCCUUUGGGGGUUAUCUUGUUAUUCCUUUCACCCCCACAAAGUGACGCAUCUCCAUGUUCUGAGCCCUGGGCAUUGUUGCUUGGCAGGGUCCUAGAGGAGAGUUUCUCUUACUGGGCCCACUCUGUCCCACUGUGGUCCUGCUGUGACUGCAGAGAAAGGCGCUUCUUGUUGGCCGUGUCCCGUGGGCCAGGCCCUGUUGACUCCCCCAGGGCACGGCCCACGGGCCUGAGUGCGGCCCUGAAGUCUGUGCCCCAUCCUUCCUCCCAGGCCCUACCUGCUGUUUCCUGAGCUUCACUCCUGCACGUACCCAGCUUCCCAGCCCAGCAAGGCUCUUCUGUUCCCUUCUGGUGGCAGUGUCUUGUGGAGCAUUUUUUGCUGAGGAAAAGGCCUUAGGUAAAUAGGAGAGAACAGGAGAAGUAGUUCCUCGUUUGGCAGAGGAGAAAAAAAAACCCAAAGUUUUAUCAUGAGUGAAAACUGAGGGAAUCCCAGGUGUGCUGGUUCGUGGCUAUCACAAGUCUCGAGCUGACAAAGGACACGAAGGAAUUCUUAGGUCCUUUGUUUCUUUCUGUAGUCAUAACUGUAGAAUCCAUCUCCAAAGGAAAAGCUGCCCUUCAUUCUCCCCCUUUAGUGAAUGAAUGUUUUUUUUCAAACACCAAGAGGGAAGAGGGGUUUCCGAUUCUCCUCUCAGAUGUGGUCUGGUUUUGAUGCUUUGCACGCCGAGGCUGAUGGUUGCACUGAGACCUUUGGAACGAAAGUCAGGCAUGCAGAGCCCACCGUCCAGGCACCAUGCCACUGACGCAGGGGGACGUGUGGCCUCCGUACAGCAUGCCCCCAGCCGGGGUGUAAGCCGUUGUGUCCUCUCAGCACCCCCACCUGAUUUCUUCAGUAGCCCAAAGGAAAUAAAACAACAAAACAGACUUUUUUUAAAUGUCUGCUAUGAACAUACAUCAAAUUUCCAUGGACUGAAGCCCACAUGUCACCACUUGGCACUUUUUUAGAAUAAGAGCCCAUCAUUAUCUAUUGCUAUAAACCUAGCCAACCCACCUGCUUUUUUCUGUAUUUUCCUGUUUUCCCGCUCUCACCUGCUGGUCCUGUCAAACUUCUCUCGGAUUCUUUGCCUGCUGAGUCUAAGCUGGAACACAGUGUCUGCAGCAGAAAGACACCCAGCCAGUUCUGGAAGGUUUUGUGUCUGCCAGAUGCUCCCAUCCUUUCUUCCUUCCUCCUAAUCCUUCUCUGUUUCUCCUGUGUUACUUUUGAGCAGUUUCUUUAGAGACCGUUAAGCAGGAAAGCCUGUAACUUAGUCCAAACGUCAUCAUGCUCCUGGCUCUUCCUGACAUUAACUUGAAACAUUCACAUGUUCAGAAACGCGCCAGAUCUUGAGGGAGCCUCCAGUGUGCAGUCGUUUUCACAAAAUAAGCAGCCUGCCUUCGAUACGCUGGCUCUCCCAGCAGCCACGCACCCAGCUUCCUAGGGGCAGGGAUUCAGCUGCCACAGCACCAUCGGGGCAGGUCCGUGCUGCCUCCUGCUUUCUGGGCCCAAGCAGCAGGCGGUAAGUGAGCUUACAGGCUAACGUGACACCUAAUCCGUGUCCUCCAAUAAGCUUGUAGAUAUGGCUGCACUUACAUGUUCUCAAGAAAUAAGUUGUUGCCUGUUCAGUGUUACAGAUUUAUUUCCUUUUAUUGAAACACAAGGAGCAGCUGAGGAAAAUGAAACAAAGUGUUCUAUUUCUGACAAGAUUGUAGGAAAAAAAUUGUGUACAUGUGUUUGGAACUGUUGAAAUGCCAAGUUUUCUGUACAAGUGUUUUUGUAAUUAAACUCUUAGAUUGUCUUUGUUUUUUGAAGAAGUGAGUGUGCUUGCUUGACAUUUGCCUUAUUAAAACUUUUCUGUUGAAUCCA